Benincasa hispida (wax gourd) is the source of this 1204-nucleotide messenger RNA. RefSeq lists its product as uncharacterized. The record is from RefSeq and is a predicted model, not a curated record. Gene Ontology annotation, biological process: nucleoside triphosphate catabolic process. Gene Ontology annotation, molecular function: nucleoside triphosphate diphosphatase activity. Lineage: Eukaryota; Viridiplantae; Streptophyta; Magnoliopsida; Cucurbitales; Cucurbitaceae.
CAUUAAUUUCCCUCCCGUGAUCGCAGUGAAAAGGCAUUAGAAAAAGAGAACCAACGUUUUCCUUUUGCUUAAUGCUUCUCUGCAAUUUCAUGUCCGGCCUGUAAACGGCGGCCGUUUUUCCUUCUGCUUCUGCAGCGUACGGUGUUCCGGUUAAAGAAAAGUGACCGCGAACGGCUAUCAGCAGCUGCCGAUGGCGGAGGUUGUAGAAAGUGAGGAGGUGACUCUCAAGAAAUUGAAGACGAUGAUGGCGGACUUUGCGAAAGAGAGGGACUGGGAUCAGUUUCAUAGCCCUAGAAAUCUCCUUCUCGCUAUGGUGGGUGAAGUGGGAGAGUUAUCUGAGAUAUUCCAGUGGAAAGGGGAAGUUCCAAGAGGCCUUCCAGAUUGGAAAGAUGAAGAGAAGCAACAUCUUGGGGAAGAACUCUCAGAUGUUUUGCUGUAUCUUGUUAGGCUAGCUGAUAUUUGUGGGAUUGAUCUUGGUAAAGCAGUAUUAAGGAAGCUAGAGCUGAAUGGCAAAAAAUAUCCAGUCAAGCUUUGCAAAGGGUCAUCAAGAAAACACACACAAAUCAGCUGUGAAGACGAUUGCAAUGAAAACGGUGGAAAAGAAGAAGACCCCACCAAAUAGUGGCAGAGGAAGUGGCAGGGGCAUACACAAGAGAAAGAAAGCACUGAUGGUGUCUCUUCCGAACAUUGGUAUGAUUUUAUUAUAUGUCUUUAUGACUUGACUUGGAUAGCUUCUAAAUGUUGUUGUCAUUUGUCAUGGCUCUUCUUUUGUGAGUAUAUUUAAUGAUACUUUGUGACACAUUUUGUCUUUUUCUAAGUACUUUUCAGCCACAGUACUCUUUAGCUGUCCCCAAAUACGCCUCCACUGAUUCUUCGCUCGGUUGAUUUGGGUGGUUUUUUUGCUGAGUUCAUCCCAUUUUUAAAAUGUUUCUUUCUUUUCUUUUCUUUUCUUUUCUUUAUUUCUUUUUCGGUUGUCCCCAAUUUUUGUUUGGUUGGUUUAGAAUUAUGCUUUCAUUUUGGCUUUUGGCGUCUUUUUGUUUUAUUUUACUUUCUAAUAUUUGUUAGGGUUUAGGAUUGCUAUGCAUAAACCUUAAAUUAAUCCUAAGUUUACUGCAUGACUCUACAAUAUCUAGACAGGCCGUCAUUGGGUUUGAAUACAUUUUCUUUUUUUUAACAAAGUCCUUGGUUUUUUCACCAGUCCCAA